AUGUCCCAGCCCUACUCAGGUGAUUUUCGCAAGAAUAGCAGAAGGAUGCUCUUCGACAGGCUAAUAGAAGCCAUAGAAAACCUUUCCGAUACCGUAAAGGAAGGAGGUUUGGGUGCUGUCUGUAAAGGCAGCCUGGACGAAGACAAAUGGAGCGAUACAAAGAUAAAGUUUAUGAGGAAGUACGGGCAUAUAAGAUGA
Molecule: messenger RNA, 198 nt
Organism: Encephalitozoon hellem ATCC 50504
Lineage: Eukaryota; Fungi; Microsporidia; Unikaryonidae
Exons: 1
Coding region: 1-198 (65 amino acids)
Source: RefSeq, a predicted model, not a curated record